AUGGCUACCCUCGACGCCCUGAAGUUGGCUCUCAGGCGCCAGCUCAAGGCCCCGGCUUCGCCCGAGCAUCAUCCCCUGUCCGAAGAGCAAUACAGCGCCGGCUUUGACAUCCUGGCGCAGGAGACAAGCUACGAGGACUUCGUCAUCCCCACCCUCUCCCAGCUGCUGGCGCCUCUGUUCGACUCCCGGAUCCGUGUCUCGGUACUGGAGAUCGGACCGGGCCCGAAGACAGUGCUGGGACACCUGCCCGACCACAUGAGGAAGAAGAUCAUCAAGUACACCGCCUUCGAGCCCAACAGCUUGUUCGCUACGCGCCUGGAAAAAUGGCUGUGCCCCGAGCCCCCGGCCGACCCUCCGUUCUCUUGUCUGCACAACCCACCCGCGAUCCACCGGACCCCGUUCACCGCGGACAUGGCCGACACCUUUACAAACGACAGCGGCGACUCCCCAAGAUUCGACCUCGUCCUCUUCUGCCACAGCAUGUACGGCCUGCACCCCAAGCCCGCCGUCCUCCGCCGCGCCCUGUCCCUGCUCCACGAUGAUGAUCACCACCACCACCACCCUUCUUCCCCGCCCCCCCUGGCGGUGGUCAUCCACCGCGCAGGCCUCUUCUCCCACCUGUACACCGGCGGCGGAGACGGCCUAGUAGCCCAGCACACGGCGACCUUCCUGGCAGGCGUCGUGCGCGUGGCCGACGCCGACGAGCCGCUCGACCGCUUCGCCGCGUUCGUCGCCGGCUGCGCCGCGCCGGACUCCGAUACCCUCAUGAAGUGGCGCGCCGUGUGCCGCGCGCUGGGCCGUCGCGAGGGUGUUGCCCAGGUUAAGCUGGUAUUUGCCGCGCCGACGGUGAUGGCGGCGUUCGCGCCGCACGCGGCGACCGCGCUCGCCGCGCUCGCGGCUGCUGAGGUCCCGCUGCUACUGCCGUCGCUGAGAGAGAGUGGGAGCGGGGAUGCAGACGGGGGGCAGGGCAGGGCGGUCAAGAACGUGGAGGCGCGAGCGCGGCGGCCCGCGGCGAUCGCGCGGCCGACCGCGGUCGCGCACGUGCAGGCGUGUGUGCGGUGGGCGCUGCGCUGCGGCGUCGGGCUGACCGUCGUUGGCGGGGGCCAUGGCGGGCAGUGUCUCUGGUCGGGCGUGGUCGGCGUGGAUAUGGCGGCGUUUGACCGGGUGCAUGUCCUUCCGGCUGGGUAUUGUGGUGGUGAGGGCCAGGAUUCCGGCCCGCUCGUGGUCGCCGGCGCUGGAUGCACGACUGGCCACAUCAUCCGCAGUGCCAUGGCGGCGGGCCUGACUGUGCCCCUUGGGGCGCGCCCGAGCGUGGGCGCCGGGCUGUGGCUGCAGGGCGGGAUCGGGCAUCUGGCCAGGCUCCACGGGCUCGCGUGCGAUGCUGUUGUCGGCGCCGUGGUGGUGAGCGUGGCUUCCGGCGAGGUUGUCGUCGUCGGCUGUGUGCCGAGCGAGUACUGGCCGGCCGGGGCGGUGCGCGUCAGCGGGAGCGAGAGCGAUCUGUUGUGGGCAAUCAGGGGGGCAGGCACCAAUUUUGGCAUCGUCAUCAGCGUGACGUUCAAGGCCUAUGCGGCCCCGACCUACUCGGUGCGGAACUGGGUAGUCCCUCUGAGCGACCGGCACGAGGCGCGGCGCAACCUCGCCGACUUUGACAGAUUGGUGGCUGGACAACUGCCCCGACGCUGUUCUGCUGAUGCAUAUUUGUACUGGGAAGAUGGGAACCUGCGUCUCGGCGUAACUAUGUUCGAGGUUUCCACGGCCGGAACCGGCUGUGAGACACACGGCUGUACACCUCCGCCCGAGCUCGAGAGCGUCGCUGCAAUUUUGGGACCGCAAACAAGCUCCCAGAAAUUGGACUCCGUCGGCGUGUUUGACGCUGAGAUGUACAUAUCCGGGAUACACGGUGGGCACGGCAGCGGCAAGACGUCCUCCUUCAAGCGGUGUCUGUUCCUGCAGCACAUCGGAGAUGCCAGCAUCGCCGACAUCCUAGCAGCGGCUAUGGAGUCGCGCCCUACACCGCUAUGCUACAUCCACCUGCUCCAGGGCGGCGGAGCAGUCAGCGACGUACCGGCGGGCGCCACCCCGUUUGGCUGCCGAGACUGGGACUUCGCCUGCGUGGUGACGGGCGUCUGGCCGCGCGAGCAGGACGGCGCCGAGGCCGCCCGCGCCGCCGUGGCCUGGGUCUACAAGGUGGCCGGGGAGCUGCUGCCGCUGAGCCGCGGAGCGUACGGCGCCGACCUCGGGCCGGACCCCCGCGACGCCGCGCUGGCCGCCAGGGCGUUCGGGCCGAACCUGCAGCGCCUAGCUCGUCUCAAACGCCUCUGGGACCCGCAGAACGUUUUGCGCUACGCCUGCCCGCUGCCCAGGGCGCCGAUGGAGCCCAGGCUCAUCGUCCUCGUCACGGGCGAGAGCGGCGCCGGAAAGGACUACUCCGCCGCCGUCUGGGUCUCGUGGCUCACCAGGAGGGGCUAUGAGGCCCGCGCCGUCAGCAUCAGCGAAGCGACCAAGCGCGCGUACGCGGCGGCCACCGGCGCGGACGUGGACCGGCUGUUGCGGGACCGCGCCUACAAGGAACAGCACCGGUCGGCGUUGACGGCUUUUUUCCAGGACCAGGUGCGGCAGCGGCCCCGGCUGCCAGAGGAGCAUUUCCUCGAGGUGGUGGACGGCGCCGCGGGCGUGGAGGUGCUGUUCAUCACAGGCAUGAGGGACGAGGCGCCGGUGGCGACCUUCUCACGCCUGGUGCCGCAGAGCAGACUGCUCGAGGUCUACGUCAAGGCCAGGGACAACACGCGGCGAGCGCGCGGGGCACAGGGCUGCAGCAGCGAGCCGGACCCAGCACGAUCGAACCGCCACCGCCCCGGCCUCGUCUUCGACAACGACGCCGCCGGAGACGAGGCGGCCAGGGCGUUUGCCGAGCACCGCCUGCUGCCCUUCCUCGACGAGGACCUGCAGCGGCUGGCGGCCAUGGUGCGCCCGGUGCCAGGCUUUCCUCGCCAGGGCAUCCAGUUCCGCCACGUGCUCGGCAUCGCGCAGCAGCCGGGCGGGCUGGCGCUGUGCGCGGCCCUGCUGGAGCGGCACUUCACCGGCCGAUGGGCCGCGGUCGACGCGGUGGCGUGCUGCGAGGCCGGCGGGUUUGUCUUCGCGUCCGCGCUGGCCGCGCGCGUCGGCGUCCCGCUGGCGCUGAUCCGCGACGCCGGCAAGCUGCCCCCUCCCACCGUGUCGGUCGCCAAGUCGCCGUCGCAUAUCUCGUCUUCGGCGUCCGGCCACGGCGACUCGGAGGCAAGGAUCGAGUUGGAGAGGGAUGCGGUCCCCAGAGGCGCGACCGUGCUGGUUCUGGAUGACGUCCUCGCCACGGGGCGGACGCUCUGCGCGGUCCUGCGGCUGCUGGGUGAAGCUGGUGUCCCCCCCGAGAAGGUGAGCGUCAUGGUCGUGGCUGAGUUCCCUGUUCACGGUGGCCGGGAGCUGCUGCGCCAGCAUGGCUUCGGCGACGUCAGUGUUCAGAGCCUUCUGGUCUUUGGCGGUGCUUAG
Thermothielavioides terrestris NRRL 8126 is the source of this 3525-nucleotide messenger RNA. RefSeq lists its product as uncharacterized. Gene Ontology annotation, biological process: cholesterol biosynthetic process. Gene Ontology annotation, cellular component: cytoplasm. The transcript has 2 exons. The record is from RefSeq and is a predicted model, not a curated record. Gene Ontology annotation, molecular function: oxidoreductase activity; FAD binding; phosphomevalonate kinase activity. The coding region runs from base 1 to 3525 and encodes 1174 amino acids. NCBI's taxonomy places the organism in Eukaryota, Fungi, Ascomycota, Sordariomycetes, Sordariales, Chaetomiaceae.